This is a messenger RNA of Ixodes scapularis (black-legged tick), 6283 nucleotides long. RefSeq names its product serine/threonine-protein phosphatase 2A 56 kDa regulatory subunit alpha isoform (gene wdb). The record is from RefSeq and is a predicted model, not a curated record. Gene Ontology annotation, biological process: protein dephosphorylation; signal transduction. Bases 608 to 2101 code for a protein of 497 amino acids. Lineage: Eukaryota; Metazoa; Arthropoda; Arachnida; Ixodida; Ixodidae. Gene Ontology annotation, cellular component: cytosol; nucleus; protein phosphatase type 2A complex. Gene Ontology annotation, molecular function: protein phosphatase activator activity. The transcript has 11 exons.
AGGAAUGAAAAUAACUCUCUUCGAAGGUUGAGUGCAAAUCGUAGGCUUUCGCCCGGCUCGGCACCCGAGGCCUCGCCGAACUUUGCCGAAUGCGUCUAUGUAAAACCUUAGGUGUCUGCUUGCUUGCAAAAGUGUAUAUGUGAUCGGCGGGGGGGUUUUUAUUCCCAAACUCUGAUCCCCGCAUGCGAACGGAGACGCCGGGCGGGCUCCGAAGAUCGCCGUCCGUCAUGUAAAAUGUGCCCGUGAGCUCCCCGUCGACGCGGCUUCAGGAAAAAAGCACGGAUAUUCACGUAUGGACGUAUGUGAGCCUGCAAUGCUAGGCCUAGGAGUCGGGAGAUGAUCGGAAUUAUUGGCGUCGCUUAGGCCUAACCGUCGUCCUGUUUGCAAAUCGUCGGCAACUUGCGCCUUCCCCGGGGCCGGUAUGGGCCUAGGACCGAUACCCAAGUGCGCGGCGGCGGCCACUCUGCGAGCCGAGGCCGUGUUUUAGACGAGCUCGCGACGGCAGGAAGCGAGCGCUAGAGGCGCAUCGCCCGGUACCACCCUCCCCGACGCCCGCUUCGGAGACGACGACCGACCGUGCUACGCGACUCGUCGUACCCACCGUACCAUGUCUGCACACUCGGGGUCCCAUCCAGUCUCGUCUUCGGCCACGUUCGUCGACAAGAUCGACCCUUUCAAGAAGGGGUCCCUCAAGCGAAAACAGCGCAAGUCUCAAGGAUCGUCGAGGUAUCGGUCGGCCAACGAUGUCGAGCUCCAACCCUUGCCGCUGUUAAAAGAUGUGGCAAGUGGGGAGCAGGAGGAGCUGCUGAUCCGCAAGCUGCGGCAGUGCAGCGUGGUGUUCGACUUCAUGGACCCUGUGGCAGACAUCAAGGGCAAGGAGAUCAAGAGGGCCACCCUCAACGAGCUGGUGGACUACAUCACAGCGGGCAGGGGCGUCCUCACAGAGUCCGUCUACCCAGAAAUCAUACGCAUGAUAUCGUCCAACCUGUUCCGGACACUACCUCCGAGUGAAAACCCAGACUUCGAUCCAGAGGAGGACGACCCCACGUUAGAGGCCUCUUGGCCCCAUUUGCAGCUUGUGUACGAGUUCUUCCUGCGGUUUCUAGAAUCGCCGGACUUCCAGCCAAGCAUCGGAAAGAAAGUCAUAGACCAGAAGUUUGUUCUACAGCUUCUGGAGCUAUUUGACAGCGAAGAUCCGAGGGAACGGGACUUCCUCAAGACGGUCCUCCACCGGAUCUACGGGAAGUUUCUGGGGCUCAGGGCAUUCAUUAGGAAGCAGAUCAACAACAUCUUUCUCAGGUUUAUUUAUGAGACGGAGCACUUCAACGGGGUGGGGGAGCUGCUGGAGAUCCUGGGCUCGAUCAUCAAUGGCUUUGCGCUGCCCCUCAAGGCUGAGCACAAGCAGUUCCUGGUCAAGGUGCUUAUCCCGCUGCACAAGCCCAAGUGCUUGGGCCUCUACCAUGCCCAGCUGGCCUACUGCGUAGUGCAGUUCCUUGAAAAGGACGCCACGCUCACAGAGCAAGUCAUGAAGGGUUUACUAAAGUUCUGGCCAAAGACCUGCAGUCAGAAAGAGGUGAUGUUCCUGGGCGAAAUCGAGGAGAUCCUGGAUGUGAUAGAGCCGACGCAGUUUGCCAAGAUUGAGGAGGCCCUCUUCAAGCAGAUCUCCAAGUGCGUCUGCAGUCCACACUUCCAGGUAGCGGAGCGGGCGCUGUACUUCUGGAACAACGAGUACAUCCUGAGCCUGAUCGAGGAGAACAACCAGGUGGUGAUGCCCCUGAUGUUCCCCUCCCUGUACCGCAUCUCCAAGGAGCACUGGAACCAGACCAUCGUGGCCCUGGUCUACAACGUCCUCAAGACCUUCAUGGAGAUGAACUCCAAGCUCUUCGACGAGCUCACAGGGGCCUACAAGACGGAACGGCAGAGGGAGAAGAAGCGGGAGAAGGAGCGGGACGAGCUGUGGAAGCAGCUCUCGCAGCUCGAGCUGAACCACAAGUCACGGCUCGCCGGCGGCGGAGCGGGCACGCCGGCGCGCCCGGGCACCUCACCGCCCACAAACAGCUCCGUCACCGGGGGAGGCGGCGGUGCACCCUGUGGGAACUAGUUCUCCCGUCCCCCCCUCACACUGACCCCUUCCCGCCCCCUCCUGUCUGUGCCGCACAUGCCGCUCCCCCCCCCUCGCACCCCUUCCUCCCGCCCGGGUGGUCCGUCGGGCGCCUCCCAGACAGCAGAGUCGUGGCGCCGAAUCGUCGGCAUCGCUCGAAGAUUGUUGCCACAGGGCAAGGGCCGGACGCGAGCGCCACGUCAGUGUCGUGCCCUCGUCCCGCUAGAGCCACGAACAAAGGGAACCAGUGCGAACGAGCGUGGAGCACGUGCAGUGCGAUCGCUCGUGCUUACUCUACAAGCACCUAUAGACUGCAGGCCUGCCAAAGGUGCGUUCGCGCAUGCACUGUGCGUGUCCAAAGCUCGUCCGUUGUUUCUGUUUGCCGCUCUAGCGGAACCCGGGCAUUAGGCCAGAACUCGCGUUCGCACUGACUGAGCGCGAGAUUGAGCCGAACACCGGUGCAGCGCUUGCGUUACGAUUCGUGCCCUACGUGGGCCUUCUCCUGCGACGCAGAGAAUUCUGCACUGCGGCUUUGUCGUCUGUGGUUGCCGGAAGAGCGAGAACGACGAGGCGCGUCUUUCGAAAACCGGGCCUCCAGUCAGCGCUUCGUGCCUUCCGCAGCGAUCUAGCCACGCGCAUGCGCUGGAGGUGCACGAGACGCUGAUGCUUCGUCGUAGGCAGGAGGCAGGCGUCGGAGGCGGGGCCACCGAAGCUCGUACCUGCCUUCUUUGCGUUGUCGGCGACCGUAGGAGGCGUCGAUCCGUCGCCGUAGCAACCACUGCCGCCGUUGCCGCGGCGACGCGCGUUCCUGGCACCGAGGAGCGAGGGCAUCCGUCGUUGCCGCGACCGCCGGUACCCGGCGAGAGGAAGGGGAAGGGGAAAGCAGAGCCGAGAAACGAAGUGGAACCUACGACGGUGGAAGUGAGAAAAACAACAGUGGCCCCCCCCCCUCUCUCUCUCUCGCGUCCCUACCUCCUUUCCCUAUUGUCCCUCCUUUGCCUCCCAUUCUGCGAUUGGACUUGCAACGCUGCGGAGAACUUUAGGUGCCGGCUCCUGGAUUGUUCCUUUCUUUCUUUUGUGAUUGUUCCGUUUUUGUUUCCUAUAUUUGUGCUCGGUGCCCUUUUCCUGUCUGCUUGCGCCGCCGCCGCAUCCACUCACCAGUGUCGUCUGCCGCACUCUCUUUGUGUGGAGCCUCUCUCCGCAAACUUUUGUAAUUUUGCUUUCGACGACGACGAAGUAGUUGGAAUGGACGGUACGCCGUUGCUGCCAAGCGGUGUUUUUUUGUUUUUUUUUCUUCGUACACGUGUGUUUCCCUUUUUUCCCCUUUUGGUUGCUCGGACUUCUUUUUAAAACGACAUAUGUAAAGAUAAAACACUGUUUUCGGAUGCAAAAGUUCUUGGCUGGCUCACUGGCUGUAAACUUUGUGGAUCGUUCCUGCUUCUACCGCUACCGCGAUUCAAGAUUGUACCGACCGCUUUCGUUAUUUUUUGUCCAAGAGAUGUGCUCACAAUUGAUUUUCCAUCAAUCGUUUCUGUUUUUAUCGGCAUUUCCUUUUUUUUUUUCCCAUCCUGUUUGCAGUGCAAGGGGGGCAUUUUUGUUACGUUACCGGUGACACAACUAUGGCGUGGACAGUAGCACCUUCGUGACAUUUGGGACCCAUUGUAGGACUUUGUCAUACCAGCUGUGGAAAGCCAUUCAGCUAAUUAGUUGUUUUCUUUUUACAACUUUUUCUUUUCUUUUUUUUUUUAAUAAGGACUAGUUUUUGAGAUACUUAGUGUAGGUUCCCAAGGAACAGCUUAGAAGGUGCAGCGUGCUUUGAUAUUUCAGAUGCUGGACGAAACGUGCAAUUUAGUCGCAUUUCAUGCCAAAUCCUUCCAACCACACGACAUUGUUUGCAUACUCUCGAUUGGGCUGAAUGUCAAAAUGAUGUUCAGCCAGCCAACUGAUCGCGAAGAGAUUAGAGAUUCGUUCCUUUUGGGCUGGCCUGCUUCAUGUUUUGUGCAGGGGUGAGGCCCAGCUAACAUUGAAAAAUGUGCUCUGCUAAGCCUAACGUAACACUACAGUGCAAGGUCUGCCAUCAAGAUCAGUUUGAUUGUGUGAUAUGAUAUGCUGGGCCAUAAAUGGUGACCUGCUGAGCUGGAUAUCAGUCCAUAUUAUACCUGGCACGAAUAACUGUUGGUUUGAGUUUCAGCCGAGCUAGUCCUAACCAUGCUCAGUUGACCUUCACUAAGCCUACUGGCUCUGCAGAGUGCAAGAUUGCCAUGCUAAGUUUUGUGCACAAUUUUGUUUGAUACAAUAUGAUACCUGAUUUAGGGUUCUGUUUUGGCCUAACAUUGCAUGCUACUUGCUUGGUCCGGCUAGGCCUGAUGAUGCAUUCUGCUGGGCCUAUCCUUGUGCAAGGCAAAGAGCAGGCAGGAAUGACAAGGGAGAUCCCAAAGGCUUGCGCACGGGCCACUGGCACUGUUGACACUAUUGUAUUCACUGCCCCAGAUGCUCUUUUUUUUUUUUUUUCCUAUACUUCCUUGUUUUGUUUUUUAUGCGAAUGUUUGUAUUUUUGGUGUUUUCAAUUUUUACAUUGUUUUCAAUUUUCUCCCUUGUCUGAAUUUGCACCAUAGCGCAACCGAGAGCUCAGAUUACAGUCUGAAAGAUCCAAGUUCCACACCUUUAGAGACUGUCGGGCAGGCACGAAAUCGGUCCCUUACCCUAGGAAGGCGCCGCUGAGCUUCAUCCACGUGCGAGCUUGUGCCGUAUUUAUUCAAACCUGCCACGCACUUCUUCGUGUUUGUCAGUCUCUUUGUUUACUCUUUCAGUUCUCAUUCAGUGUUUGCGAACACAGACUAGUACAACCAACCCUUACACCCGCCCACCCCAUUCCUUCGUCGCGUUCCUUUGUACUGUGAUGAUGCCGAAUCGCGAUGUGAAGCGGCACAGGCUCUUUAACCGAGAAAUGCAUUAUACCGACCAUCGUCGUUACUUGGUUUCACUAGCAGACGCAAGUCAGUUAGGCCACUGUGCAAACAUUUGUGUUUAGGAAAGUUGUUUUUCUGUCAAGUUUCCUUUCCCUUUUUUUUUUUAUUAUUAUUAUUAUUAUUUCAUCUAGAGUCUUUUGUUUUCAGAGAGGCACGCACCCCAAAAAUGAUUGUCUGCUUUCGAAAAAUGUUUCGGAAUGUGCUGUGUGUGCUUGUGUAUGUGCGAGCAGGGUUCUUUGGGUCCCUGAACCCUUUGCGGGGCCCUGUUGUUUCUUGAUGAGUAAGGUUUGACUUUACACUAACACGAGAUAAGAUUUCGGAAGAGGCCGUUUAGCAGACGAGCGUAUUGCUGUUAGCAGACGACGCAUUCCUGCGUAGCAGAUGAUGCGGUGCGGGCGCAUAGAAGCUGACGACAUUGUGUUGCGAGCUUAGCAGACAACGACGGGAAGGUGUUUGCGGGUUUGCCGGAGCGCUUUUGUCUCAAAGUUGCGCCGCUGCUUCCGUCUUUUUAACAAGAGAACUAGCGUUGUGUUUCUUUUUUUUUUUUUGUGUAUUAGGCGCUUUACUGUCCCUUUUCCCUCUUGCCCCCCCCCCCCCCCCUUCCUCCCUCCCUCCCUCCCUUAACGAGAAAAUCCCAGCCUCCCCUUUUCCUCCUUUGAAUGUGUAACAUACAAAAAACGAAAAAAAGUAAAUAGCCGCAGUUUGUUGAGGUAGGAAGUUUUGCUUUUCAAACUUUUUGUCUGAUAAACUUGGCCCAGCUCUGCACAACCUUGUAGGAAAGAAGAAAAAAAAAUGUGUGGAGCGAAUGGUUGUUGUGUGAACGCAAACAUACAGAAAAUGUUAUACAAUGACCUGCUGAUGUUUGUUUUUUUCUGUGACCUGUUCUCCAAGAUGUCCCCAUUUUGGGAGUAACAUUCUUUUUUUCCCUUUUUUUUUUUUUUUUUUUUUUUUUUAUAAAGCAUGGUGUGGUUUUGAAAGGCGUCUGGCAGUCCGAAAGAAUGUCAGUUCUGAAAGGAUGAUCCUUUACCUCUUUGUUGUUUUUUUUUUGUUUUUUUUUUGUGAGACACUUUUUACACACCUUAAUUAUUAUUGACCAUUAACCAGUGGCUUGUGAAGCAGCACUUGUCACACAGACAACACACUUGUGAGACUGGGAAACCGUAAUGUAUAAAAAUGAAAGGAGUAAUAAAAAUUUUGUGACAUGUCCACUUUA